Molecule: messenger RNA, 2274 nt
Organism: Vidua chalybeata
Lineage: Eukaryota; Metazoa; Chordata; Aves; Passeriformes; Viduidae
Gene: ADGRG7
Product: adhesion G protein-coupled receptor G7
Biological process (GO): G protein-coupled receptor signaling pathway; cell surface receptor signaling pathway
Cellular component (GO): membrane
Molecular function (GO): G protein-coupled receptor activity
Source: RefSeq, a predicted model, not a curated record
AUGCCUUCACCCCACUGGGACAGAAUUUUGGUUGGUGUCACCUGUUGAGUAGUGACUGUGACCCUUUGGGUGCUGUGUGUUUGGCAGCUCCUCAGGUUCAAAGCAGUUAAUUUCUGUGACUACCAUACUGAGACAGUUAACAUCUUUGAAAGCAAUAUAAAAAUUACUUUUGAACAGAUUAUAGCGGGAAAAUAUGGCCACUCCAAAAAGGAAUGUGCACCUGAUACUGUGAAUGGUAAUGCAUCAAUAGAAAUCCAGAUGUGCUCCAGAGAAAGGAAAAUUCCUACUUUAAAGCCUCCCCAAAUUCUGAAUUGUAAUGGAAAUCUGGACUCCUUAGCAUCACAGGUUGGAACUGUGAGCUCCAGCAAGGUUUCAGUUUUUGCAAGUAACACUCAAAUCCUCAGCUCCAUGCCAGACCAACUGACCAGACAGAACAUCACUGCUGCUGCAAACAUCACAGGGCAGAUUAUGAAAAAGCCAAAUGUUUCAGAAGACUUUCAGGCAUCUGUGGCAGUAAUGGCUACAGUGAGUCAACUCUUGGAUGCCAAAACAGAAUUCAUCCACAAUAGUCUUGUCAAUGCUACAAGCAGCCUCAUGAAAGUAAGGGAGGAAUUUUCUUUUACUGGUAACAUAUCACAGCCCAAUGUUGCAAUCCAGUCUGCCCCACUGAAAUUAAGCUCCUCUAUGAUUCUGUUUUUGGCACAGAGAAAUACAGCAUUGGGAAAGUAUCAGUCAACAAAACUAGAAAUACAGGAAAAUGCUCCUGGGCUUAUUGGUGACCUCAGUACUGAAGUUCAGAUACUGUUCAACAUUUUAAGUUCAUCAGACAGUGGCAGAGUUGGAUUUGUCCUAUACCAAAAUGACAAAUUCUUCCAGUCCAGGGUUUAUCAGAGUCUCCACAGAUUACACUGUAAAGGAUGCAGGUAUAAUCACACCACUAAUUUUGCUGUUCUGAUGGCAUUUCAGAUAAAAUAUAAAUAUGCAAAGCCUUUGGAUUAUAUUUCUUAUAUUGUUGGAUUGUCCAUGGCUGGUCUGGUUAUUACCAUUUUCUUUCAAAUACUAGGUAAGAGGGACGACAUUAAACUGCAUGUAUUUUACACUAAGAAAACUCAAAACGUAUCUUUAAAGUGGAUCUUAGUGAGACUCUGCUUUUCUAUGCUCAUUUUUAACAUCAUCUUCAUCUCUGGUAUUGAAAACCAAACUUCCAGAAAGUGAAGCAACGAUACCACCAGAUGCUACCAGCAAUGCCUUCCUUAUUAUGCCACCAACCACCUUACCUCUGACACAGUGGAUCCUCCCACAGACUCCUGGUGCACAGUUGUGGCUGUCCUGCUGCACUAUUUCUUGUUGGCAACAUUCCUGUGGUCAGCACUCAGUUCUGCACUGUUGUACUUAUUGCUGCUCAGAGCCAUGAAGCCACUGCCUGGACAUUUCCUCGUAACCAUGUCAGUAAUCGGAUGGGGAAUUCAUGCCAUAGUAGUUGCAGUAACACUUGCAGCUACUGACAGAGAAGGAAAAGCUCUAAACUACCAACAGAAAGAAUUUUGCUGGCUUGCAACAUAGGACCAAAAUCAGGACUUUAGUGUGUAAAAGCCCAUGUUGUGGUCAUUCCUCUUGCCAGUAGCACUCAUACUCCUGUUUAACCUCUUGAUCUUCAUCAGGAUCAAUAUCUCUGUGAUAUGGAAGAAGAUGAAUUUGAUAAGGAAUAAAAAGGAUUCAUUAAUGAAAAAUAUGAAUAUGAUUAGCACUAUCUCUAUAGUGGUAGUGCUCAGGAUCACCUGGAUGAUUGGCUACCUCAAGUUAAUAAGUAAUGAAAAAACAAGUCUUGCUUUCAGCUUUCAGUUUUGUGUUUUGAAUGCUACCCAGGAACUCCAUAUUUGUAUUCUGUUCACUUUCAGAAUACCGUUCUUCAAGAAAAAAGUUUCCAAAGUUCCUGUUUUCCAGGUACCACUGUACCUGCAUUAAAAGACAUAAAAUGCUUCAAAAUCACAGCCUGAAAAACAUUCACUGGAAACUUUCAGAUCAACCCAGACUUUUUCAGAUAAUAUUUCCAUGUCUACCUUCCCUAACCGGAAUGAGAAACCUGCAAAUAUGCGAAACACAGUCCUGUGUUGUGCAUGGGGAACAAGCUCUGAAUGCAGGACAGGGAAGUGUGAGGGUGUGUACGGCUACAGGAGCAAUGAAUGCCUGGAUGGGACCAUUCAAGGACGAAUGGCUCCUGUGUGUGGGUGUCUAAGAAGUCCAGGAGAAUUUUACGGCCCCUUUUUUCUCUGA